AGGAGAAGACCCGAACCAAAACAAAAAUGGAAAGGCACGUACAAAUCUUCCUCAACAGACUCUCCUACGCCUCCAUAGCCAUAGCCACAUUGACCCUCCUCUUCGUCUUCCUCCAAACCCCCGAUACCUGCGUCAUCUCCUCCUCCUCGAACCUCCGUUUCCCCAAAUCCUCCUGCGACUCCUCUCCACGCGCCGCCACGACCCUCCACAAGAAGAACACGCGCCUCUGGUCCUCCCGUUCCUGGCAAUCCAAGGUCUCCUCCUACGCCGCCUUCUUCCGAGAUCUGGGCCUCCUCCACAACCACUCAAAGGUUCUCUGCGUCUCCGCCGGCGCCGGCCACGAGGCCAUGGCCCUGGCCCAGAUGGGCGUCGCCGACGUCACCGCAGUCGAGGUGGUAGAAUCUCCGCCGCUGGUGGACCGGGCCGACCCGCACAACCUGCCGUUUUUCGACGAGGUCUUUGAUUUGGCAUUUAGCGCCCACCUGGCCGAGGCGUUGUUCCCGUCUAGGUUUAUGUCGGAGAUGGAGAGGACGGUUCGGGACAGCGGCGCGUGCGUGGUUGCUGUGGAGGAGUGUGGGGAUAUGGAGGUUGGGGAGAUUGUGAGCUUGUUUGGGAAGUCGAGAUUUGUCGGUGCGGUGAAUGUGACUUUGAGUGGUUUGAGAAUGACGAGGAUUGUUAUGAGGAGGACCAAGAGAAUUUCUUCCUGAAUUUGGUGUAUCAGGAGCCUGAACAACCUCAAAAGCCCGUGAGAUCCCAUGUAUGGUGAAAUUCUUUGAAGAAAA
Messenger RNA from Morus notabilis, 782 nucleotides. RefSeq lists its product as uncharacterized. Gene Ontology annotation, molecular function: S-adenosylmethionine-dependent methyltransferase activity. The transcript has 2 exons. The record is from RefSeq and is a predicted model, not a curated record. Bases 27 to 707 code for a protein of 226 amino acids. Lineage: Eukaryota; Viridiplantae; Streptophyta; Magnoliopsida; Rosales; Moraceae.